AUGCAGUGCUUAAAACCCGCAUUAAUCCUGAGCUGUUUCUGGAUAUUGGCGAAUGCCCAGUCGUACAGCCUCAAGCAGAUUGGCGUCUGCUCCCAGAUCUUCCUCGAGGCAACUUCAGACCUCACCAGCAAGGCUAUGCCCAUUGUGAAGACCAUGUUCGAGUGCAUCAGCUUCAAGACUUCGGAAAAUUUGGCAGCACUCGAUACCAGAACAUUCAAGGAUGUGGCCUCCAGGUUUCUGGGAGAGCUCGUCCAGAAUCCCUCGUGCCUUCUCGAUUUGGCCACCUCGAUAAAAAAAAUCUUGGGACAGCAUUUCGUGCGACUGAAGACCUAUAGAUGCAUGUACCUGGGUGUGGCGCCGUCCUGUAUACCCAAAGAUUUAUAAACAACAAAUGAAAGAGCAGCCUGUACAUUACGUGUACAUUGGUGAAACUGUGAAGCAUAUAAAAAGUACUUAGGUUCAUAUAAAAGCAGCU
Messenger RNA from Drosophila persimilis, 475 nucleotides. RefSeq lists its product as uncharacterized. Bases 1 to 384 code for a protein of 127 amino acids. Lineage: Eukaryota; Metazoa; Arthropoda; Insecta; Diptera; Drosophilidae. The transcript is spliced from 2 exons. The record is from RefSeq and is a predicted model, not a curated record.